Molecule: messenger RNA, 8139 nt
Organism: Mirounga angustirostris (Northern elephant seal)
Lineage: Eukaryota; Metazoa; Chordata; Mammalia; Carnivora; Phocidae
Gene: ADAP1
Product: ArfGAP with dual PH domains 1
Exons: 12
Coding region: 510-1442 (310 amino acids)
Biological process (GO): positive regulation of GTPase activity
Cellular component (GO): plasma membrane; intracellular membrane-bounded organelle; cytoplasm
Molecular function (GO): phosphatidylinositol bisphosphate binding; GTPase activator activity; phosphatidylinositol-3,4,5-trisphosphate binding
Source: RefSeq, a predicted model, not a curated record
GCCCCGCGCCGGCACACGCUCGGCGGCCGCGGCGGAGACACCAGCGGCGGCGGCGGCGGCGGCGGAGCCGGGCCCGGCGGCAGGAAUGCGGAACCGGCGCGCGGACUGAGGCCGCCCAGGAUGGCGCAGGGCCGCGGGCGGCGGGCAGCCUGCGUGGGGCCCUAGCGCGGCGGGGCGGACGCUCCGGGCCCGCGGCCGGCAUCCCGGGCGGCGGGCAUCGCGGCCAUGGCCACGGAGCGGCGAAGGGCCGUCCUGGAGCUGCUGCAGCGGCCGGGGAACACGAGCUGCGCCGACUGCGGCGCCCCGGGACUUCCAGUACCAGAUGGGAUAAAGGCGGAGAGAGAGGGCAUCCUUGUCUUGUUCCUGACCUUACAGAUCCCGACUGGGCUUCCUACACCCUGGGGGUGUUCAUCUGUCUGAGCUGCUCCGGAAUCCACCGGAACAUCCCCCAGGUCAGCAAGGUGAAGUCCGUCCGGCUGGAUGCCUGGGAGGAGGCCCAAGUGGAGUUCAUGGCCUCCCAUGGGAACGAUGCUGCGAGGGACACGUACGAGUCCAAAGUGCCUCCCUUCUACUACCGGCCCACGUUUUCUGACUGUCAACUCCUGCGUGAGCAGUGGAUCCGGGCCAAGUACGAGCGGCAGGAGUUCACCCACCCUGACAAGCAGGAGCCCUACUCCGCAGGAUACCGAGAAGGCUUUCUCUGGAAGCGCGGCCGGGACAACGGGCAGUUUUUAAGCCGGAAGUUCGUGCUGACGGAGCGGGAAGGGUCCCUGAAGUAUUUCAACAGAAAUGAUGCCAAGGAGCCCAAGGCUGUCAUGAAGAUCGAGCAUCUGAACGCCACCUUCCAGCCAGCCAAGAUCGGCCACCCGCACGGCCUGCAGGUCACCUACCUGAAGGACAACAGUACCCGCAACAUCUUUGUCUACCACGAGGACGGGAAGGAGAUCGUGGACUGGUUCAACGCGCUCCGUGCUGCCCGCUUCCACUACCUGCAGGUGGCAUUCCCAGGGGCCAGUGAUGCUGAUCUGGUGCCGAAGCUCUCCCGGAACUACCUGAAGGAAGGCUACAUGGAGAAAACGGGGCCCAAGCAAACAGAAGGCUUCCGGAAGCGCUGGUUCACCAUGGAUGACCGGAGGCUCAUGUACUUCAAAGAUCCCCUGGGGCUGCCCGGCCUCUGCCCACAGGACGCCUUUGCUCGUGGGGAAGUCUUCAUCGGCAGCAGGGAGAGUGGCUACACGGUGCUGGACGGACUCCCGCCAUCCACCCAGGGCCACCACUGGCCACAUGGUAUCACCAUCGUGACGCCAGGGCGUAGGUUCCUGCUGGCCUGUGAGACGGAGCCAGAGCAGCGGGCCUGGGUGGAGGCUUUUCGGAAGGUCGUGGACAGGCCCAUGCUGCCCCAGGAGUACGCGGUGGAAGCCCACUUCAAACAUAAACCCUAACGAGAGAUGGUUCUGGAGGCCCGAGGGAACUGGACUCGCUGAAGUGGCCAUCGGGGAGGCAGCGGCCAGACUGGGGGGCUGGCAGAUGAAGGACCCGGCUUCCUGGCCCCGGCCCUAAGUGGCGGCCCCGGACUUGGCCACGUGGGGCCUGAGCUUUAGCCACUAGGACCUGUUUCUCUGGAACCUCACUGCAGGCCGGCCGACCUGACCUCUGACCCCACCAUGCUGCCACCCGCCCACCCACCCACUGAACCACCCUUCCUCUGAGGCCUAGGCCCGGCCUCCUGGCUCAGGGCAGCCUGGCAGCCCCUCACCAACUCCCCUUGCCCCCUGCCCACCUGAGCAGGACCCUGCCCCUGACCAGGAGGCUGGGCCGUGGGGACAGCAGGCGGCCUGCAUGCCUCCCCUCCCCACCCUGCUCCUCCAAGUCCCCCUCAACAAGUAUUUAUUGAGCACCUGCUGUGUGUCGGUCCUGGGGUCCUGGGUGCUAGCAUGGGGGACAUGGUCCUCCUCCUCAAGCAGCUGACCUGGCACGUGCGUGAGGGCCCUGGGGGUCAGAGGCACUGGGGAGCUGCAGCUCCCUGGGCCCCAGCACGCCUGGAUUGGAAGGGCGAAUGGAGGGUCAGCUCCUGUCUGCCCCCCGCUGGGCACUGGCUGCUGACCCACCCCACCAGCCUGACCUUGUGGUCACUGAGCCCUUGGAAGAUGGAAGCCCAGAGUCCCCCACAGGACCCAGCAUACUGGCCAGCCGGUACUUACAACCACUUAGCCUCCUCCCCCAGUGGGGGGCUGGGGGGGCAGAGAAGCAGCAUGUGUAGGUGGCGGGUACCGACUGGGUGAUUUGGGUGGCCCCCCAGCCCCCGUCAUCCCCUAAGGCAGCCCUGGACCAGCCCUUGAGAGGACCAGGAGAGCGUCCCCAAGGCAGGGUGUCCUGUCACGCCAACCCUCAUGUCCUAUCCUGAAGUGGCCCCUUGUGUAGGUCAGGGGCUGGGGAGGGGGCAUGGGGUCCCCAGGAGGACCUACCUGCUGGGCUCCGAUACGUGCCAGGAGUGGGGACGUCCCCAGAAGGGUGCCCCAGGGCCUCUGCCUAUCGUCGUGGGCCUGACUCCCACCACCCCAUCUCCCCUCUGCACCUGAGCAUGGGGCUCCCCUGCUCAGACCCGUGUAGGCCUGGAUGGGGGUGCAGCUGCAGGGGCAAGAGAGGAGUGCCCCCCUCACUCCCAUCUCUGCUCCGGUCCCCAAGAUGGCUGGGCCGGGGGGUGAGGACAGUCACAGGGUCACCCAGGGCCCCCACCCCCUCCUGCUCCAGGCAGGUGCCUCUUCCCCAGCCACGCCAGAUGCCACACCCGUGAUCGCUAGCCCAUCUUCCCCGCUUCUAGACAAAGAACCUCAAGCCCCAGAGGCGGUGGCGGGGGGGGGGGGGGGGGGGGGGGGCGGGUUUCUCAUCCUGGGCGGAAAUGAAGAGAGAGGCCCCCAGGACUCCCCCUCCCCAUCCCCAUCCGGGGAGCAGCCCCAGCCACGCAUUCUCCGGGACUGGUCUUCUAGGCCGUCUUGACCAGACUCAAGGGCGUCGUGCCCAAGACGAUAACAUGUUAAAAAGAACCACCAGAACGUUCUACCACUGGUGGGAGUUCUCCAACGAGGUCGGGAGCUCAUGGCCCGCAGAGGGUGGUCACGGUGCUUACCUCACACACCUCCGCCCAGUGGAGACGUGGGCAACCCACGACCCGCGUGCUACGAACGGGAGGCCGCGUUCCCAGGAAAUGACAGUGCCCUUCACAACUGCAUGGAAAAAGUGGCCGUGCUCACAGGGAAAGCGGGGUCAGGUGCACAGCUGCAAAGCGGUCCCCCACCCGGGAGGGGGGUCUCCACGUGCUGAGGACAGACAGACGCUGCCACCACGAGGGGAGUGCGGAGGGACGCCGGGAGGUGUGCGCGGUCUGGGCUCAUCUACUUAGCGGAAUUCCACAGAAAAACCCACGUUCUGCUCCGACGUCCCUCCCACUGGACCGACUGUGCCGGACGCAUUAUCGUGGCUUCAGAACAAGCAUCACGGCACAAGCCGGGGGUCCGUCGCAGGCGUGGGGCCUGCCCCUUGCCAGGACUCCCUCCACCACCCUCCUCCACAGAGAGCCCCGGUGGGCAGUCUGGGGGUGGGGCUCAGCGUGCUCCUGCCCCCACCCCGUGGCCUGCACGCAGAACCUGUGACCAGGCAGGACCCCACUGGAUUUGGUUUCUCGCAUUUAAAGAAACCACCACGUCGUUACACAGAAUCACAAGACCUUCCCGACACGGGCCGCUCGUGGCCGUCCACAGCGCCCCCUGCGGGCACAGCGCGCACCGGCCCGGCCACCACUGGUCUCGGCAACCGCUCCCGCCCGCCGGCCCCAGGAGCUCCCUCAGAAAGGACGAGCGCUGCAAAGCCCAGUAUAAAGGAUUUAUUUCAACUCAACAAGUAACACAAACCUUCCUUCAAAUUCCAUUUUACAGUCAAUAAAAGUGUGUAUCUCAACUCCUUCCCAUGCAUGAUCACUGUGUAUUAAUCUACAACUCUUAUUUAAUUGUGAAAAAAUAAAGUGUUUCCCUCUCGUCAUUGCUCUGGGAACAUCUGGUAUAGCGUGAGGAAGGGCAGAUCUGCUCACUCCUGGUUAUUUGGUUAAAACCUACAAUGCCAGGUCAAAGGAACCAAUCACCCAAUGAAAAUAAAUACUGCAUUACGAAACGUGGAAAGGACUCCUGAUCCCAAAUGGCCGCGGCCUCACGGUGUGGCCCAGAGCGGCCGCCCAGAUGCUCUCCGGGCCGCCGGCGGCCGCCCCCCCCCACCAUCUUCGACGGGUCGGGCUGUGGGCCUGUGCCGCCGCCGGGUCGUCUCCCAAAGCAAACCAGACACAAAGGACAGGGAAAGGGUGGUAGCGCAGCAAGGCCUGUGCUUUAUUGUGGGUCAGUCUGAAGGUGCAGGUGCAGCCCAGCCGGCCCAGCCGCAGCCCCGGGCGAGCUCACGGGCUCACGGGCGGCCGCCACCGCCUCACAACGGGAGCCCCGGGUGUGAGGGCCCGGGCUCAGGGCGUCUUCAUGCAGGCCAGGCGGGCGGGGUCAGUCGAGCUCAAUGGGGCUGCUGUCGUCCUGACUGUCCUCGCCCUCCUGCUCCGAGGCGCCCAUGAGGCUGCUCAGAAGGUUCCCUGGAAGCAAACGCAGGGGCCGUCAGGGGCACGGCGGCUGCACGCGGUCAGCACCCCCUGCCCGGGGGACCCCACCUUCCAUGGUGCCAUGUUCCCGGGGCCCCCCCGAGUCUCUGGGGACACUCAGCAUGGCUGCAAGGCCCUGGCAGCCGGCGAAAGACCCCCAGGGCCCCUCCGGGGGACACAGCACGGCAGCCUGACAGCCCCGGAGGGUCGUCAGCAGAACCACGUCCCGGGGAGGUCACCGCCGAGCGGGCACACAAGUGCACAUCACACGGGGACAUCACAAAGAGGUGAGGACGCGUUCGCAUGCAGAAAUGGUGGCCACCGUCCCCCCCAGGGCUGCUACCACUGACACGUUUAUUCAGAGAACAACGAUUUGAUGCAAACUCAGGAGAUCAGAGGGUCCCCUGAAGCCAAACCACCAUGGAAAGAACAACGCUGUCUGGACAGACUCGGGCAUGUGAAAUCAGGUCCAACGAACAGGCCACCAGAAGCCAGGGUGCCGGAAGGGGCAAGUCUGAAGUUCUGGUGGGACAUGAACGGGCACCAAGCGUCAGGACACCCGUGCGAGGCUUGAGGGCGGGACGUCACGCCCAAGAGACGCCAAUCCACACAAACCCCACCUCGGCUUCAGAUGCACGCAGCCCCACCCAGGCCCGGACACGGCGGGAGUACCUUCCACGAGACAAAUCCAGACACGGUUUUCAAGUAGAAAGUCCAACUGUGUAUAGCAACCUUCAAAAUCAUCUCAGACAAAAGACCUUUCCACAGAGCGUGGUUAUGGCUCAAAGGACGCAAACGCCCAGCCCGGCCAACCCUGCGGGGCCCACGAGGCAGGGUGCCCACCUGGAUUUGGGCGGUAGGGCGUGAGCAGCACUGCCAAGCUUUGUGGGACAAGCGCCCGCUGGAGCCUGUCACCUGGGGGCCAUGUCAGCUCCGGCAGGAACACGGUGCCAUCAGCGUGGGGGACACGCAUCCCUUACGUAGAUCAGCCACCUGUGAUUGUGACGUCACUUCCAGAAGGAAGCUGAGGAGGGAAGCCUCGAUGCUGCCUGGCCACAUGAGACCUCUCAACGGCAAGACUGGUUUAAGUACGUGCAGGUGAACGAUGAACUCUGUGAAGCAGCAUCUACUCAAAAAUCCCACCACAUUCAGGCUCACAAAAUCCACAUUCAGAUGAAGGACUAAACUGGCCGUUGGCUGGCAGAGGGAAGAAGUCCGUACGAGACCGCGGGGAAGGCCACACCAUGUUGCCAGGCUAGGCAGAUGAGGGGCAGAGGCCUGGCCUCCAGCACCCACCAAAACUAAACCACGAAGAAGUGGACCAUCUGAACAGACCAGUAACAAGUAAGGAGACCGGAUCCAUCAUCAAAAAUUCCCAACGAAGAACAGCCCUGGCCCUGAUGGCUUUCCUGGUGAAUUCUACUCAACACUUAAUAACCAACACCAAUCCUUCCCAAACUUUUCCAAAAGAAUUGAGGGGGAGGGAGUGCUUCCUAACUCAUCCGACGCGGCCAGCAGAACCCCAGAGAUACUACGAGAAGAUCACAGACCAGUAUCCCUUGUGAACACAGACCACUGGAAAACAGGACUCGGCAGCACAAUAGGGACGACGCACCACAAUAAGCGCUUUAUUCGUGGAAAGCACAGAGGGCUCCCCGUGAGAACCCGCCAGUCGUCAGCAGAACGAGGGGAAGCCCACACGAUCGUCCAUCUCAACUGCUGCAGGAACAGCACUUGACCAAACGCGACGCUCUCGUAAAAGCACUCAACAAGCCAGGAACAGGAGGGACUGCCCCCCCACAGUACCCGCCGUCUCUGAAAACCCCACGGCAACCGUAAUCCUCGGUGGUGGAAGACUGCCAACUCCUCCUCGACGAGGAGGAGGAGCAAGGGGAGGGUGCCUGCCCGCACCACCUCCAGUCCGCACGGUACUGGCAGCUCCGGCCGUGGCAACCAGGCACGAGGACGAGGGAAGAGGCAUCUACAGCGGAGAGGAGGGAGCAAGAUGAUCUGUUUGCGUACGACAUGGUCUUAUAUGCGGAAAACCCUACAGACUCCACAAAAGAGCUGUCAGAGUAAGUGAAUUCAGCAAAGUGAUGGGAUACAAAGUCAGCACAUGACAAUCCGUUGCGUUUCUUUACGCCAGCAACGAACAAUCUGAAAAAGAAAUUAUAAAAACGUUCCAUUUACAACAGCAUCAAAAAGAAUAAAAUACUUAGGCACUAACCUUAACCAGGGAGAUGAAGGACUCACGAAUGAAAACCACAGACCACCGGGGAAAGAGAUUAAAGUCACAAAUAAAUGGAAGCGCUUCCCAAGUCUGUGGAUUGGAGGACUUGACACGCUGCAAAGACCAGUGCCACCCACUGCCAUCCACAGAUUCAGUGCAGUCCCUGUCAAAACCCAAUGUCUUGUCUGCAAGAAAAGCUCAUCCUAAAAUGUAUAUGGAAUUGCAAUGGACCCAAACAGCCAAAACGAUCUUGAAAAAGAACAAAACCGGAGGGAUCACAUUUCCUGAUUUCAAAACUUACUCCAGAGUGAGCACAGCAGUGUGGUGUGGGCACCCAGAGACCCACCGGACAGAACACAGAGGCCAGAAAUAAGCCCACAUGCAGAGGGGUCAAACCAGCUCUGACAAGGGCUUCAAGACCACUCGGGGGGACGGACAGUCUCUUCAGCCAAUGACGCCAGGACACUGGACGUCCUCGAAAAGAAGGACGCCGGACGCCUACACCUCACACCAUGUACCAAAACCCUCUAAAGGGAUCAAGGACCUCAGUGUAAACCUGAGAACAGCAGAACUCUUAGAAGACGACACGGGGCAGAAGCUUCACCGCACUGGGCCAGACGAGGACAUUAUGGAUGGGACACCAAAGGCAUGAGCAGUGGAGGAGAGACAGAUAUACUGGACUUCGUGGAAAUUUAAAAUUCCGCGCAUCAGAAGCACCUACAGAGAGAAAAGGCAGUGGAGUGUGGGGAGGGGUGAGCAGGCUGAGCACAGGGUUUUCAGGGCAGAAACCACUCUGUAGGACUCUUUCUAAUGGUGGACACGUGUGUCUAAAACUGUACAUGUAUGACAUCGGAAGUAACCCCAACGUAAACCAUGAACUUCCAGUGUCCACGUAAGUUCAUCAGUUCUAACAAGGUCACCACUCUGACGGGGGCGCCGGUAACAGCUGUGGGGGGGCACGGACGGAAACGGAUAUUCUCCAUACCUUCCUCUUUAUCUUGCUGUGAAGCUAAAACUGCUUUUACUUACUUUUUAAAAAAUUUAUUUAUUUUAGAGAGAGUGCACACGAGCAGGGGGAGAGGCAGAGAAUCCCAAGCAGACUCCAUGCUGAGUGUGGAGUCCAACAUGGAGUUCAAUGUCAGGACCCUGAGAUCAUGACCUGAGCCGAAACCAAGAGCUGGAUGCUCAACCGACUGUACCACUCAAAUGCCCCACUGAAACUUUUAAAAAAUAGUCUUUAAAAAAAAAAAGAGGCCAUCCACAGAAUUGGAAAAAAUGUUCA